AUGGCUCCAGCCCGGAGGGACUGCAGCGGCUGGGAGAUGUUCCUCCCGACGGGAUGCCUGCUCCUCUCUGUUUUGCUAUUUCACCCUGCCCUGGCCAAGGUGUGUAACGACCGCACCAAACACGGACAGGACAACAGCUGGUUCGCCAGGGACGGGGAAAACUUGCCUAUCAUGGUGCUUAUGCCAAUGAACGAGUCGGCCCUGAUGAGCAGCAUCAGCCAGGGGAUCGAGCCCGCGGUCCAACUGGCCAUCCAGCACAUACGGGAGUCCAGGAAGUACUCGUUCUCACUCAUCACCAAAAUCUAUGACACCGAGUGUGACAACGCCAAGGGGCUGAGGGCCUUCUUUGAUGCCAUAUGCUACGGCCCCAAACACCUGAUGAUCUUCGGCGGCGUGUGCCCUUCAGUGACCUCCAUCAUCGCAGAGUCCUUGGAAGGCUGGAAUCUUGUGCAGCUUUCCUUUGCAGCAACAACUCCAGUCCUGGCAGACAAGAAAAAGUACCCAAACUUUUUCCGCACCGUCCCGUCAGACAACGCUGUGAACCCGGCCGUGGUGAAGUUUCUCACCUUCUACAACUGGAGCCGUGUGGGGACCCUCACACAGGAUGUACAGAGGUUCUCCGAGGUGAGGAAUGAUCUAACAAGUGAGCUGGAGAAAGCAGACAUCCAGAUUGCAGAUACGGAGAGUUUCUCCAACGAUCCAUGUGUCAAUGUCAAGAAGCUCAAGGACAACGAUGUGAGAAUCAUCAUUGGCCAGUUUGACGAGAACCUGGCCUCCAAAGUCUUCUGCUGCGCGUACAACCUCAACAUGUUUGGCAGUAAAUACCAGUGGAUCAUCCCCGGCUGGUACCAGGGCAACUGGUGGGAGCAGGCCAACAGCACCAACUGCACCACCAAGAAGCUGCUCAGAGCCAUGGAGGGGUACAUCAGUGUGGACUUUGAGCCGCUCAGCGCUCGCCAGAUAAAGGGCAUCUCAGGCAGGACCCCUAAGGAGUAUGAGAGGGAGUACAGCCGAGAGCUUCAGCAGAAAGGUGUGGAGGCCAGCAAGUUUCACGGCUUUGCCUACGAUGGGAUCUGGGUCAUCGCUAAAACUUUAACUCGAGUGAUGGAACUGCUCCGGGUAAAACAGCGGCAGAACACCUACCACAAUUUCACCGUGGACGACCGCGAGGUGGGAAAAAUGGUGCUGGACGUCAUGAACGAGACCAACUUCUUUGGUGUUACGGGCCAAGUCAUGUUUCGGAACGGAGAGAGAAUGGGCACAAUAAAAUUCAACCAGUUUCAAGAGGGCAGGGAGGUGAAGGUGGGAGAGUACAAUGCCAUUGCUGAUGUGCUGGACCUCAUCAACAACUCCAUUAGGUUCCAAGGCGUGGAGCCUCCGAAAGAUCGUACAUUUGUGCGUCUGCAGCGCCGCCACAUCAACGUGCCCCUGUACAGCAUCCUGUCCACCAUCACCAUACUGGGCAUGCUCAUGGCGGGGGCCUUCCUGUUCUUCAACAUCAAGAACCGCAACCACAGACUAAUCAAGAUGUCCAGUCCCUACAUGAACAACCUGAUCAUCCUCGGAGGAAUGCUCUCCUACGCCUCCAUCUUCCUGUUUGGCCUGGAUGGAGGUUUCGUCUCUGACAAAGAGUUCGAGACCCUCUGCACUGUGCGGACAUGGAUCCUCAUCGUCGGAUACACAACAGCUUUUGGCGCCAUGUUUGCAAAGACGUGGAGGGUGCACGCCAUCUUCAAGAAUGUGAAGAUGAAGAAGAAGAUCAUAAAGGACCAGAAGUUGUUGAUCAUCGUUGGCGGGAUGCUGCUCAUCGACUUAUGCAUCCUCAUUUGCUGGCAGAUUGUGGACCCGCUUAAGAGGACUGUGGAGGAGUACAGCUUGGAGGCGGACCCCCAAGGCCGGGACAUAGCCAUCCGUCCAUUCUUGGAGCACUGUGAGAACACCCACAUGACCAUUUGGCUGGGCAUUGUUUAUGCCUACAAGGGACUGCUCAUGUUGUUUGGCUGUUUCUUGGCAUGGGAGACCAGGAACGUGAGCAUCCCCGCUCUCAAUGACAGCAAAUACAUCGGGAUGAGUGUUUACAACGUGGGCAUCAUGUGCAUCAUCGGGGCUGCUGUGUCUUUUCUUACGAGGGACCAGCCCAAUGUCCAGUUCUGCAUUGUUGCCCUGGUGAUCAUCUUCUGCAGCACUAUCACGCUGUGUCUGGUGUUCGUUCCCAAGUUCAUCACCAUGAGAACCAACCCAGAUGCAGCAACCCAGAACCGGAGGUUAAAGUUCACCCAGAAUCAGAAGAAGGAAGACUCCAAGACCUCCACCUCCGUCACCAGCGUCAACCAGGCCAACACUUCGCGACUGGACGGCCUUCAGACUGACAACCACCGCCUCCGCAUGAAGAUAACAGAGCUGGACAAGGAACUGGAAGAAGUGACCAUGCAGCUUCAGGACACCCCGGAGAAAACCCCCUACAUCAAACAGAACCAUUACCCUGACGCCAACAACAUCCUCAGCAUUCGCAACUUCACAGACGGAAAGGAUGGAGAGAAGUCGAUACUGAAGAACCACCUGGAGCAGAAACCUCAGGCUCAGUGGGGCUCCAUGGAUCCUUCUAGAAUAAACAGAGGUCCCCUGGAGGAUAUCAACUCCCCCGAACACAUACAGCGCCGACUGUCCUUGCAGCUGCCCAUCCUGCAUCACGCCUACUUGCCUUCCAUAGGAGGGGUGGAUGCCAGCUGCACCAGCCCCAACGGCAGCCCUGGUUCCAGCCCACGGCACAGACACAUGCCCCCCUCUUACCGGGUAAUGGUCUCUGGCCUGUGAGCUUCCUUCACUCCCCCACCUGGCUCUUUGCAGAGGAGACAUAUAUGGUUCUUUUUUUCUACAACAAAUAGACUGAUAUCAUCAGCGUACGUGCGUAUUUUGUCUCGCAACAAGGAGGACAGGGGGAGAAGAGAGGAAGGUGGGGCCGAGUUUCACUCUUCAUACUUCUCUUCACCCCCGCCUCUCUUGAGAACUUGAACCCUCAGUCAGGAAGGGGUGGGAGGAGACAGAGUGGGCACUGGAUGACACUAACAAACUCCCAUGAUUCACAGCAAUUUCCCCUUGUUCAUCUGCUCCCCUUGCCCAACAACACAAACAUAUACACAUAUGCACAAACACACUGACACCCCAAAAUCAGAGCAGCGGUGGACCAUCCCUAACCUGACGUGUAGCCUUAUAUGCUUCAGAGGGUCUGUUUCUGUUCCUGAUCUGUCGUACGUUUGUGUGAGCUCGCCAUGUGACGCGAGUAUUUCACCACCUCCAGGACUAUAUACCGGUGAGAAGACGUGGAAUUUACCAAACCCAACAAAGGAAUAUCAUCCAACUUACUCCCUGUUCCCUUCCCGUUCUUGUGGAGACAUGUAAAUAUUAUAAUUUCUGACUUUGAUGUACUGUACGCUUUGUAUAUGCUGUGAAUGGACAAUUAAAAGGGGGUUCUAUGUGUAGACCUUGAAGGAGAGGUAGGCAAUCAUGACAAGGCAACCUACAAAGAAAUAGGCAUAUGAAAGAGAUCUGAAUUGGUUUGUGUUACUGUUUAUAGAUCAGCUUAUGGGCAGCAGAGUAAGAUACAUCAAAGCGUGUGAGUCACUGAACAUGGAGAGGCACCAGAGGCCUGUUCCUCUAACUCGGUGAACGCCGCACAUGGCUCUUUUAUCCCUCUUUGCUAAAUUUGCUCCACAUGUUUCAUCGGAGAUUUCACAUCAAACUUUGCAUAGGCCUUUCAUAUUUUAAAAUAUGCUUAAUAUGUCCUCGGAAAGCAUGUUAUACAGAAUAUUGAUGCUAUGCCUUUUACCAGGUCUCCCAGGCUGCAUAUGUUAGAAAAUAGAGCUAAAAGGCACCACAAGAGUGUUCCACAGUUAUUAUUUAUGUGUGUUGUAUGCCAAGUAAUGCCCACAUUCAGAUGAACACUUAAGACGCAAGAGAGCACCUUAUUCACUCAGGUGCUUUUCAGACAGAAGAGGCGGGCCUGGUCAUAUUGAUCCCCACAGAGCGGUCUCUACAGACUGUUAGGAGGCCCCUCUGAUCGAGCCCUCACAGCUAACCAGCACAGGCACGGGGGACGGGGUCACGUCAAUGGCAUAAGGGCAAGGAAAGAACACUGAAGAAGUGAUGCUGGAAAGGAUGUAGGUCUACCAGUUCCCACAACAAGUUUGGAUGAAAUGGUCGACCUGAAUUUCCACGAGUGGCAGUGAAGACGAUGAACACACGGAGCGUGGAGUGAAAAGCCCCACUCGGCUGUAGCUCUCAGUCGCAAGUCGGCAAAGACACCACUGCUGGUCACAGUGAUAGAACAUCAAGCACAGACACAGGGCUUUCUGUCAUGUUGAGUGUCAAGAAAAAUCACUUCACACUUAGCAACAGGGAACAUACCUCAGUUGCUAUGGAGAUGUAAUUCAGUGCCGUUGAACUGGGCCCAAGAAGGCUGCACUGAGCAAAACAGUCGUCGACACGGUGUCGUCUUUUUCCUUUUUUGUAAAACUGUCCUCAUGCAGGAGAGAAGCAAACAGGGCCUCCAGACAAAAAAAAGGACUUUCUAUUGAGUGUGAGAAGGUUUGUUCUUAGCAUAUGUUUCACCAUUGGUGUCUUGGUUUUUAGUUUUUAAGGCGUUUGUUGAACGCUGUGCCUGUUGUCUUAUAUCGUAGCCUGCAGGACCCACAGUACAUUCAGAGGGGGAUAACGGCGCUGACCCAGUGAUCUACAACACUGGCCACACAUCUAUAAACGGAACAGCGUGUCAUAGAUUUAUUUAAAUUAAAUGCCUCAAUGCAUGGGACAGAGUGAGGGGACUCCACUUCUGCCGGAGUGUGUUUCCUCUGCAAGUCGAUGUCUGAUCACAAACACGGUCCUGAGAGGAAAGGCCAGUGCAGGAUACAGAGUGGGAGACAAGCUAGCAGACAUCCACCUGCUAUCGGACAUAUCAGGGUGACUUCCCGUGAGAGCUCCUUCCCCUUCCAGCCCCUGCUGAGCACAGGAGCAGGGAAACCCCGAGCACAGACCUCCCAGGAGUCACGGCUUCUCCCGCAACUUUGCCAACCAGAGAAACACGAGUCACUUGACAAGCGAGUGCCAGACAUUGUCAGAGGGUUGGAUCUUCCUUCAGGAGAAGAAAACCCACCUGCACAUUUUAUAUAUUACAUUAUAUGUGAUUGUGUACAAUUUGCUGAUACCCCGAUGAUGGUGUCCAUGUAUGGAAUAUUUGGUAUUUGGCUUUCUCAAGACGGCAUGAAAUGAAAUGUAUAAUUCUUCACAGAGUGAUCUCUGUUUUUUGAAAACUUCGUUGUUUCAUCCUCUCACCUACGAUUUGGAAAUUUAAGUUAUUUUAACCUGUUGAUCAGCUCACACGUGUCAAUGCCAAGAUUCUCAGUGGACGAACUCGACAUCAUCAUAUCGACUAUGCUACUGGUUUAGCAGUUAUUCACUGAGGGCAAUAAAGUGAAAGUAGUAGCAAACGAUCAAUCCUAAUAACCCACUCCUGGCAUUUACCAAAAUUACAAAAUGACGUUUUUUUUAGUCCAUCUAAAAUGCCAAAUGCAGAUCAUCAGGUAUUGUUCUGUUUUUUGUUACAUGUGCCCUGGUUUUUUGCUUCUUCUUCUUCUUCUUUUAUUGAGAUUCAUUUCCAACUUUUUUUCAACACUGAUGAAAAAUUGUUCAAAUGCAAUCGUGGUAGGUCAAGGGCUCAUACUUUCCUGUAAUAAAUCAUGACAUGGUUUGUAUUUGCUACAGGUCUUUUUACCUUUUCAGUUUUCAGAACAAAGUGACAUAUACGUAUUUAAUUAUAUCUCUGUAUGUGUCAUCAUCAGGGUUUCUGGAGAACACGAAACAUACAUGUCCAAAAAUAUAACAAUAUGACGUAUAUAUUUAGUGGAAACACAGGUCCAUACUGUUACUGUUCUGUCAGUUUGAUAUGUGCUAUCACAUGGAGUUCAGUUCAGAUAAAAGUCAAAACAGAAAACCUACGUUAAAUGCAAGAGGGGCAAUAAUUGUUUUCUUAUUACAGAAAGAAUAGAGAACUAUAUAUAUGUAUAUGUGAAAAGAUAUUUACGUACAUUCUCAUUUUUACAUAGGAAAUAUUUCACGAAUACGCCACAAGGAUACUUGGAAGUUGUUUUUUUUAUUUACAGUAUCUGUAACUAUGUUAUGUACAGAUGAGGUAUAGAUAUGAAAAAGUUGUAUAAAAUAAGUAUCACACUUGGAACACCUGAACAUUUUUUUUGGAGCCAUUA
Molecule: messenger RNA, 6257 nt
Organism: Eleginops maclovinus (Patagonian blennie)
Lineage: Eukaryota; Metazoa; Chordata; Actinopteri; Perciformes; Eleginopidae
Gene: gabbr2
Product: gamma-aminobutyric acid (GABA) B receptor, 2
Exons: 19
Coding region: 1-2814 (937 amino acids)
Biological process (GO): G protein-coupled receptor signaling pathway; gamma-aminobutyric acid signaling pathway
Cellular component (GO): membrane; G protein-coupled receptor heterodimeric complex
Molecular function (GO): G protein-coupled GABA receptor activity
Source: RefSeq, a predicted model, not a curated record